UUGCACUAAGUUUGUUUGGGUGGAGGCCGUCCAGUUUAAACAGUUGCACACACCUGGACAGAAUAUGAGUGACCACAGGACUUCAUGUCAGCCUCAGAGUCAUCUUGUGGCUGACACAUCCCACAAGGACACUGAUAAUGCCAUACAGCCAAAACAAGCUUUCCUCAUGGAAACUAUCCCGGCUGAGCCCUGCCCACAGAGCUCAUCACAAACAGACUGUGACGUACUACAACAGCUCCAAGACUCAGCACCCAAGGACAACUAUCUGGAAAACAGCCAGGGAAGCCAGGACAACAUUUCACAGCCACCGGAAACACCAGAGCCAGAGCCCCGCUCACCAGACACACUAUCCCUGUCUCCAGAAUCUCCACUUCUAAGCUUCUCACAGAAAAUGGAGGAACUGGUGUAUGCUGGGACCAAACUCUCCCACUCGUUCGUUGCAAGCCCCCAGAUAUCAACUAAAAAACGGCGGGCCCCACAACCACCAAAGACUUCAUACCCAGCUCUCCCUCCUCCUCCUGUGAGAGCUCUUCGACCGCUGCCACAACGCCAGGGCCCAAACCCUCCUCCAUCGGCUGUCAGGGAGUGAGAGGGGUCAAAGGCCAGACGCUCUGACCUUGUGCCACUGUCCGUCGUUGAUGAUGCGCGGCACGCUGACGGAGGUGUUGCCGCUGCCCAGAUCGUAGCUCAGGUGAGC
This is a messenger RNA of Onychostoma macrolepis, 697 nucleotides long. Its product is annotated as protein VASP homolog. The coding region runs from base 65 to 589 and encodes 174 amino acids. The transcript is spliced from 2 exons. NCBI's taxonomy places the organism in Eukaryota, Metazoa, Chordata, Actinopteri, Cypriniformes, Cyprinidae. The record is from RefSeq and is a predicted model, not a curated record.